This is a messenger RNA of Prorocentrum cordatum, 1690 nucleotides long. NCBI's taxonomy places the organism in Eukaryota, Dinophyceae, Prorocentrales, Prorocentraceae. The record is from the annotation of a GenBank genome assembly.
UUGCGCCAGGUGGAGCCCAGGAGGGGUCUGGGAUCCGAUUUUGAGCGGAUCUUGAGUGUGAAACCCUUGUGCGCAUGUCAUCUCUCUGCAUGGUGUACUCUGGAUUUCCACCAAGAGCUGCCAAUCGUGCACUCUUCUGCCCACGCGUCCUUCUGGAUGCUCGGCUCAGCAAGCCCCCCCUGCCGUUCAGACCCCCCGGCCGCCUUCAAGCUUGCUCCAAAGCAGCAUUUGUUCAGCCAAAUGACUUGAUCUCUAAUGCCUCUAGCUUCAGAAUCGCAGGGCGCAUCCCGUCGAGGCAUCGGGAGCCCCUGGCCGCCAUCCUGACCCGCUUUCACAUGCGAGCCGUGCCGAGCUGUGGAGGCAAGGGUGACCGCGUCGUCGUCGUCGUCGUCGUCGUCGUGCUGAACAUCGAGGGUCACCUUAUCGGUCGGUGGAUCAUCGUCGGAGCGCUGGCCGUGAGCUGCGUCGUCUACGGCGCGGUCGGCGUUGCGGUGUACGCGACGUUUGGGCCCGCCACGGAGGACGACCUCACCAAGAAUUUCAGGAAGGACGACGGCCUGCUGGUGCUGGUGCGGGCCACCAUGGCCGUGGCGAUCUGCGCCACCUUCCCGCUGGUGAUGAUGGCCGCGCGGAACGCGGCUUACGACCUGUUCCUGCGGCCGAGGGGCGUCCAGAUGACCGCGGCCGUGAGGUUGUCCGUCACGUCGGUUAUCGUGGUGGUUUGCUUAGGGACCGCGGAGAUUGUCGGCUCGCUUGGUGUUGUCCUGGACUUCAACGGCGCUCUGUUCGGCACCCCGGUCAGCUACAUCUGGCCCAUGGCCAUGUACCUGGCCCUGCCUAGGAGCAGGCAGCGGCGGCGGUGGAGGCUUUUCAGCUUCGCCUGCGUGCUGCUGGGGCUGUUCUUCGGCCUCAUGGGCCUCGUGGUAGCCAGCAUUGGUGUCGCCAGAGGCGAGCGCUGAGCGGGGCCUCGUCCGCCGCCGUGGCCGCCGCCGAGGCCGCCGACGCGGCCGCGUGCUGACGCUCGGCCCUGCCGCCGCCACGUGUCACCUGACCUGUCUUCACGAGAUGCCGUCGCGUGCGCGCACUCACCGCUUGCCAGCCUGCGUGUCUGAAGCCCGCAUGUUUGAAGCGUUUGUGGGCAUUUUUUUUUGUCAGUCUCCCAUCUCAGCAGGAGGUUGGCCGAUUCGGCUGCCUGCGUGCCGUGGAGGCCUUUUGCGAUCUGGGCGACCUGAGAGUGUAGCUCAGCUUUUCCGAGGUAUUCUAGAGACUUGCGCCAUCCCGUCGACCCCCAGAAAGGGGGGUUCACGAUGUCAUGGCACGAUGGCUGUGGCGUUGACAAGUCUCCAAGGUCAUCGAGCUGGCCUCACUGUGGCUGAGGACGACGGAGCGAUGCUGCUCUCUUGACUUCUGGACCCGGCAGCCUGAGGAGGCUGCGGCGUCGGCGCCGGAAGGUGAGCGCGCCGCCAUUUGCCAGGCUUAGGUGCAGGAUGGCGCCCGGGCGUGGCCUGGCGGUUGUCGUCCGCAAGUGGUCGAUUCGCCCUCACCGCCCCACAGCUCGGACCGUGCCAUGAGGAUGGCUCGCGGCGCGGGUUCGGUGAGUCAGCGCGCGCGGGCUGCCAUCACAUCCGUCCUCGCCUCCACCUCCAUCCGAUCCUUUCUUCCUGGCUGCCAUCUCGUCGCUCCCUCGCCC